GCACACGGACAUGGACACUAAGACACAGUGACAGUAGGGGACUGAGCACGGACCGUCAGUGUGACUGACAUCACACACUCUGAUGAGGCAGAUAACCAUUGAGCCUCUCGCCGAAGAACCACAGGAAGGCAGUUAUGUGUGCGUGAUUUUGCUCUCAAAAGCGAGGACCCGUUUUACAUUACUUCGCAUUGAGUUGCAUUAAACUGCUCCUUAACACACUAUUAAACUGGAUUAUUAUCGCCUCUUGGAUUUAAGAAUCUUCUAUUUAAUUUAUCGUCAAGACCAAACUUGUCCUUCAACGGUUGGAAGGUGCGCGCGGAGAUGGCGCAGAGGUACGAUGAGCUUGCUCAUUACGGUGGGGCGAUGGACGGAGUCGGAGUCCCCACCUCCAUGUACGGAGAUCCGCACGCCCCCCGGCCACUUCCCCAGGUCCACCACCUGAACCACGGGCCGCCUCCGCACCCGACCCAGCACUACGGAGCCCAUGCACCCCACAACCUUAUGCACAGCAGCAUGGGCAGUGCCGUGAACGACGCCUUGAAGAGAGACAAGGACCAAAUCUACGGCCACCCUCUAUUCCCACUGCUGGCUCUGGUGUUCGAGAAGUGUGAGCUGGCAACCUGCACGCCCAGAGAGCCCGGGGUGGCGGGAGGAGAUGUCUGCUCCUCCGACUCCUUUAACGAAGACAUCACCGUGUUUGCCAAACAGAUCCGCGCGGAGAAACCGUUAUUUUCUUCCAACCCGGAGCUGGAUAACUUGAUGAUUCAAGCAAUUCAAGUCCUUCGAUUCCACCUCCUGGAAUUAGAGAAGGUCCACGAGCUCUGUGAUAACUUCUGCCACCGGUACAUCAGCUGCCUGAAAGGCAAAAUGCCCAUCGACCUGGUCAUCGAGGAGCGAGACGUGUGCAAGUCGGACUUCGACGACCUCUCAGGAUCCUCCACCAACCUCGCAGAUCACAACCCAGCGUCCUGGAGAGACAUGGAUGACGCCCACUCCACACCCUCCGUGGGCACCCCGGGACCGUCCAGUGGGGGACACGUGUCCCAGAGUGGAGACAACACCAGUGAACUCGGAGACGGCCUUGACAACAGCUUGGCAUCACCGGGCACGGGAGACGAGGAUGACCAGGACAAGAAAAGGCAGAAGAAACGAGGCAUCUUUCCCAAAGUGGCCACAAACAUAAUGAGAGCAUGGCUCUUCCAGCACCUUACGCACCCAUAUCCGUCAGAGGAACAGAAAAAGCAGCUAGCACAGGACACAGGCCUCACCAUCCUUCAAGUGAACAACUGGUUUAUUAAUGCAAGGAGGAGAAUAGUCCAGCCUAUGAUUGACCAGUCCAACAGAGCAGUGAGUCAGGGUACACCUUACAGUCCAGAUGGCCAGCCAAUGGGAGGCUUCGUCCUUGAUGGGCAGCAGCACAUGGGUCUCCGACCUGGAGGGCCUAUGGGUGGCAUGGGUAUGAACAUGGGCAUGGACGGGCAAUGGCACUACAUGUAAAAACACUCCACUGAGCCUGAAAAACAGGGUGAAGCCUCCAUGGUUGGCUCAGGGAUCUUCUUUCAUCCGGCAGUGGAGCUCAGCCACGUCACACCCACUUGACCACUCCCCACCUCACCUUGCCCGAGCCUGCAUGGUGCUAGCGUGUACAGGAUCACCAUGAAAACGCUGAACCUCACAGACUUUGACUUGAAAAUGAAGAUACUCAUGCGAGGCGAGGCGCUUUCGGGGCUGCACGGAUACAUGUGAAGACUGCGCGGUGCGGAGAAGCAGGGCGACACACGUCCAUCUCCUUCCUUUUAAAUUAUUUAUUUAUUUUCCUACAUCAAUGGGGCGACAACUCUUCUGUUUCUACUACUUUUAAGAAAAUCUUUGCCCCUAAACAUGCCCAUCACUACCGCCCUCCCCUCCGUAGACCAGAAGAGAAAACACUGUGGAAGAACUCUUUAAAAAUAAGAGAACUCGCUGUUGUGCUGUAUAGAUUUGUGCUCUUUAUUUGGCUGUUGCUGUCCAUAUUGUCGCUUGUGAUCAUUAGACGUGAGAGUGACCUUUUACCACUGACAUGUUUUUUUAGUUUUGUUUUUUUAGAAAAAAUCCUGACGAAAAAAAUAUCAACGUUUGUUUCUGUUCUCCAUGCACUGGAUCUCCUGUUUUCAUCCCACCUGUGUUCUUAGAAACUGGAACUGGAAAUACUUUCCUGUUGGAACAGGACCAGGAAGCGGAUUCUGGUCCAUUUUUUGACAAUGUUUUAAAUAGUUUCGUAAAUAGCACCAAAACACGGAGAAGAUGUCUGCACUAAAACCAAAAUAAAGACUUGACUGAGGAAGCA
Scophthalmus maximus (turbot) is the source of this 2326-nucleotide messenger RNA. It is a transcript of the gene meis2b, whose product is annotated as Meis homeobox 2b. The transcript is spliced from 13 exons. Gene Ontology annotation, biological process: animal organ morphogenesis; embryonic pattern specification; eye development. Gene Ontology annotation, molecular function: DNA-binding transcription activator activity, RNA polymerase II-specific; RNA polymerase II cis-regulatory region sequence-specific DNA binding. The coding region runs from base 322 to 1497 and encodes 391 amino acids. The record is from RefSeq and is a predicted model, not a curated record. NCBI's taxonomy places the organism in Eukaryota, Metazoa, Chordata, Actinopteri, Pleuronectiformes, Scophthalmidae.